Molecule: messenger RNA, 2122 nt
Organism: Salvia miltiorrhiza (redroot sage)
Lineage: Eukaryota; Viridiplantae; Streptophyta; Magnoliopsida; Lamiales; Lamiaceae
Product: amine oxidase [copper-containing] alpha 2, peroxisomal-like
Exons: 5
Coding region: 52-2004 (650 amino acids)
Biological process (GO): amine metabolic process
Molecular function (GO): quinone binding; primary methylamine oxidase activity; copper ion binding
Source: RefSeq, a predicted model, not a curated record
UCAUAACACACAAAAGAAAUAUUUGUGCUUGGCAAUCAUACCAAAAAAAAAAUGCUUCCAUCACUAAAAAAUAUCAUUCUCUUCAUCAUCUUCUUCUUCCAAGCUCUAACCGCCAUUUCACACCAAAAUCAUCCUCACCCCUUAGACUCCCUCACUCCAUCGGAGCUCAAUCAAGUUGGACUCAUCGUCAGCGCCCAUUUCUCGAACACGAACCGCAACGUGAGCUUCCACUACGUCGGCCUAGACGAGCCGCACAAGUCGGAGGUCCUAAGUUGGCGCUCCGAUCCCGCCCGGCUCCCGCGUCGCAGAGCAUUCGUCAUGGCUCGCAUCGAUGGCGGCAGCCACGAGAUCAUCGUCGACCUUCUGCGGAAGUCGGUCGUCUCCGACCGAUUGCACCGAGGCAGAGGCUACCCUCUCUUGAACAUCGAGGAGCAAGACGCCGCGAACAAGCUGCCGGCGUCGUAUGCUCCUUUCAUAGCCUCCGUCGCGAAGAGGGGGCUGAAGUUGGAGGAGGUGGUGUGCACGAGCUAUACGGUGGGGUGGUUCGGAGAGGAGCGGAGCCGGAGAAUGAUAAAGCUUCUGUGUUACUAUAUGGAUGGGACGGUUAACAUCUACAUGAGGCCUAUUGAGGGCAUCAGCGUCGACGUUGAUCUCGAUCGGAUGGCGAUCGUCGGCUACCACGACCGGGGCGUGGUGCCGGUGCCGAAAGCUCAAGGGACGGAUUACACCGGCGGUCACUCAUCAUCCAUGGGGAGUCAUGCUUUACCAAAACAUGGAGUGGGUUUCACUUUGGAUGGACAAGUUUUGAGAUGGGGACUUUGGGAGAUGCAUGUAUCAUUCGACAUUAGAGCUGGUAUAGUGAUAUCAAUGGCGUCACUUUACGAUGCUGAAAAGGAUAAGCAGAGGAGGGUUAUGUACAGAGGAUUUGUGUCGGAACUCUUCGUGCCAUACAUGGACAUAACCGAGGAUUGGUACUACCGAGCUUUCUUCGAUGCAGGUGAAUUCGGAAUGGGACUCUCUGCAGUGCCGCUUGUACCUUUGAAAGACUGCCCCCGAAACGCCGUGUUCGUGGACGGCCACUUCACCUCAGGCGACGGCACGCCUGCACGAACCCCGAACGCCUUCUGCAUAUUCGAGAGAUAUACAGGCGACGUCAUGUGGCGCCACACCGAGAUUGCUAUACCGGGCAAAGUGAUAACGGAGGUGAGGCCGGAGGCGAACCUCGUCGUGCGAAUGGUAUCGACGGUGGGGAACUACGACUACAUUGUGGAUUGGGAGUUUAAGCAAACCGGUGUCAUUAGAGUCAAUGUGGGGUUGACUGGCCUACUAGAAGUGAAGGGAUCAAAAUACACACACCAGAAGCAGAUAAAAGAGGAAGUAUAUGGUCCAAUAUUAGCAGAGCACUCAAUAGGGGUGAACCAUGAUCAUUUCAUGACCUUCCAUCUUGAUCUAGACGUUGAUGGCGAGGCCAACUCCUUCAUCAAGACUAACCUCAAGACGACCCGUGGGGCGAGGAGGAGCUACUGGAGGGCCGAGAGCGAAGCAGCCAAAACUGAAUCCGAGGCAAGAAUCAGGCUUGGUUCGGAAGCAACAAUAUUGUCAGUCGUGAAUCCAAACAAGAGGACUAAGGUAGGCAACAAUGUGGGCUACAAACUGAUGCCGGAAUCAGUAACCGGCCCCCUUUUAUCCGACGACGACUAUCUCCAAAUCCGAGCAGCGUUUACUAAGUACAACGUGUGGGUUACGCCCUACAACAAGUCGGAGAAAUGGGCUGGAGGGUUGUUCACUGAUCAAAGCCAUGGAGAUGACACUUUGCUUACUUGGAGCCAAAGGAAUGAGAAGAUUGAGAACAAGGACAUUGUGUUGUGGUACACAUUAGGCAUCCACCACGUGCCGUGCCAGGAAGACUUUCCGAUCAUGCCGACGCUGACUUUGUCGUUUGAGCUCCAGCCAACGAACUUUUUCGAGCAUAAUCCUAGGCUCCACACAGAGAAAAAUAUGUGAAAUUUCUAUCUACUGCAAAGCAGAGUAUGUUGGACUAAUUGUAUGAAUAAAGAACGAAAAAAUAAAUUGAAUACAAUGAAAUGAUUUUAGAGGUGGUCUUGGGUACACCCGGGUUAAA